CACCAUUGCUCGAUCUUCGGCAGCAAACGGGAGCGGCCUGGCGUCUAAAAUCAGCCCAGAACGACAAGCCACUGACCAAGUGUCAGCCACAACCUUAUAAAUCGGCAAUCUAUGAUUGGCUGGGCGUUAGGGAUGUCAAUCUGUGUGAUUCGAUGGAGGACUUGCUCACGCGGUCACCGGGUGCAGCUAGGGAAGGUCCGACUUUCGAGUGUAUUAUUAGGCAGCGUUACCUCUGGAAGAUGAGAGAUGGGUUGAUUUAUAAAGCUGGCCUUUCCCCCUUGUGCCCGUGUCCGUAAUAUAUACAUCGGAUUGUCGAGUUUUGAACCAAACUUUAGAAGGCCGUUUCAUCAUCUCAGAGCAACCAAACCCUCCGUCGACUUACACCCGCUUCGUCUGGAGAAGAAGUACCUAGCCAACGCCCGCAGGCAACAUUUGCAGCCUUUCUGCCUAGGGAACAAAAACAAAAUCCUACCAGAAGCAGAACCCGGGACUUGUAACAAUGUCGCCUACCUACACCAUGUCGGCGCAUCUCUGCAAGCAGAUAUACUCGUCUUGGCGCCAGGCACGGCAAGUGUCCCCGGACCCGAGCCCGAGCCCGCCGCUCCCGUCCCCUCCGACCAGCGCGGCGACGUCGUCCUAUUUCCCCCCAUCGGCUCCACCAUCAGACGAGAAGCGGUCCAUGGAGAACGACCGCGUCAGCAGCAGCGGCAGCAGCAGCAGCAGUGAAUCCUUGUCGUCGUCCCACCCCAUCUCACGGAAAGCCGUGGUGGUCAGGCCAUAG
Canariomyces notabilis is the source of this 781-nucleotide messenger RNA. RefSeq lists its product as uncharacterized. The record is from RefSeq and is a predicted model, not a curated record. Lineage: Eukaryota; Fungi; Ascomycota; Sordariomycetes; Sordariales; Chaetomiaceae. The transcript has 2 exons. The coding region runs from base 500 to 781 and encodes 93 amino acids.